Ogataea philodendri is the source of this 294-nucleotide messenger RNA. RefSeq lists its product as uncharacterized. The record is from RefSeq and is a predicted model, not a curated record. Bases 1 to 294 code for a protein of 97 amino acids. The transcript has a single exon. NCBI's taxonomy places the organism in Eukaryota, Fungi, Ascomycota, Pichiomycetes, Pichiales, Pichiaceae.
AUGGCUUUCAUUGAAGCACCCGCCCCCUUGGAAUCGACUCCCAUGGAUUUAAAGACGGCUUCUUUAGCCGACCAAGUACCCGCGAACGACGCCCGAGGAGAUGGCGCGGAAAGACAGUACUUUAUUUCGCUGUCUGUGAAAUUUCUCUGGAUGAAUGUUUCAUUGUCUAUGUUGAUGCAUGAAAGAAGUUCAACAUCAACACCGACGCCCUUGCCACCGGUCAAUCCAUUUGCCAUAUCCGCAAUAAUCUUGGAAGUUUCCGAGGUGGUUUCCGAACCCUUGAGCGAGGCUUGA